AUGGCCUAUAGCCCAAUUGCCUCUCACGCGGCUGUCCACCCAUCUGCCUCCAGUGCCCUCUGCUCCAUCCUGGAGACCUGGUCAGUCAAAUAUCCAAAAGAUGUUUGCCAGUUCCCAGACCUGGCCAGCCUAAAGCAGCUCAUGUCCUACGUCCUGAUCAAUGUGUCAGGCUCAGACCUCACUCUAGAAGUGCACAGACUUCUGACUCAGCUGGAGUACUUGGAGCAGGGUGAAGCUGUGCCUGAGGUUGAAGAGGCCUGGGCUGGGCUGUUUAUUCUCACACAGCAGGUGUGGACAGAGGUCUGUGCCUGUGUUAAGCCCUCAGGAGCUCACCAUACCCCUCUCGUGGUCCAGAACAGUGACGUGGAGUCUGGAAGCAGCCCACUUACCACACAUAUGCUACACACCAUGUCUGGGCUCCAGCUGAGGGCUCUGCCUCUGUCCCAGCUGGAGGACCUUGGCCAGCAGUGGACAGAGCUGAGGAAAAGCUACACAGAUAUGGAUGACGGCUGCCCUGGGCUUCUGAAGCCAGGCACCUCCAAGCUGUCCUUUGACCCUGAGGGCUACUGGAAGAAGAGGGGGCAGGAGAGGUCCUACCCAUAUGUAGAGGUUGUUUUCACCAUCACAAAUGAGACCCAGAAGUUCCACAUCCCCCUGCUGCUGAGCCCAUGGUCAUACACCACCUACCAAGGGAGCUAGAGCUGAGUCAAGCCCAAAGGAGGCCAUCUUCCCCUCCCUCACUCUGAGCCACAUACCCACCCCUGC
Molecule: messenger RNA, 765 nt
Organism: Heterocephalus glaber (naked mole-rat)
Lineage: Eukaryota; Metazoa; Chordata; Mammalia; Rodentia; Bathyergidae
Source: RefSeq, a predicted model, not a curated record